This is a messenger RNA of Phoenix dactylifera (date palm), 1978 nucleotides long. RefSeq names its product fumarate hydratase 1, mitochondrial-like. Gene Ontology annotation, cellular component: mitochondrion. Lineage: Eukaryota; Viridiplantae; Streptophyta; Magnoliopsida; Arecales; Arecaceae. Gene Ontology annotation, molecular function: fumarate hydratase activity. Gene Ontology annotation, biological process: fumarate metabolic process; malate metabolic process; tricarboxylic acid cycle. The record is from RefSeq and is a predicted model, not a curated record.
AUUCUCUCAAACACUCUUUUACCUCGGCAAGUGGAGCUCCUGCAUGGAUGCCUGAAGUAAUUUCAAGCCCGUGACACUUCUCAAUUUUUCCCUCUAUUUCUUUCUUAGAAUUAGAGCUUAGGAUUUGGGAGCGAUGGUGACGGUCAGUGCAUCACGGCAGCCAGCCGACAGUUCCAACACGACAUCGACGUUGGACGCUGGAAUGCUUCAGUCGGCGCUAUGCCGGCCUCUCUCGACGGCGUUCAGGGAGGAGAGGGACACGUUCGGCCCCAUGAUGGUCCCGGCCGAUAAGUUGUGGGGGGCUCAAACACAGAGAUCGCUGCAGAAUUUUGAUAUUGGAGGUCAGAGAGAGCAAAUGCCAGAGCCAAUCAUUCGGGCAUUUGGCAUCCUUAAGAAAUGCGCCGCUAAGGUAAAUAUGGAAUACGGUCUUGAUCCAUCCAUUGGGAGAGCAAUUAUGCAAGCUGCCCAAGAGGUUGCUGAGGGAAAAUUGAAUGAUCAUUUCCCACUUGUCAUUUGGCAAACUGGCAGUGGCACUCAAAGCAAUAUGAAUGCCAAUGAGGUCAUUGCAAACAGGGCAGCUGAGAUUCUUGGUCAUAAACAUGGUGAAAAGUUUGUACAUCCAAAUGACCAUGUCAACAGGGCCCAAUCUUCAAAUGAUACAUUUCCUACUGUUAUGCACAUAGCUGCAGCUGUAGAAGUCAAUUCAAAGUUUAUACCAAACUUGAAACAGUUGCACAGCUCACUUCACUCCAAGUGUGUUGAGUUCAAAGAUAUCAUCAAGAUUGGGCGGACACAUACUCAGGAUGCAACUCCUUUAACUCUAGGCCAAGAGUUCAGUGGGUAUGCUACACAGGUCAAAUAUGCUAUUGAUCGAAUAACAGAUACUUUGCCUCGCAUGUAUCAGCUUGCACAAGGUGGCACCGCUGUCGGAACUGGGUUAAACUCAAAAAAGGGAUUUGAUGUUAAAAUUGCUGCUGCAGUAGCUGAGGAAACCAAUCUUCCAUUUGUCACGGCAGAGAACAAGUUUGAAGCAUUAGCAGCUCAUGAUGCUUUUGUUGAGACUAGUGGAGCCUUAAACACAAUUUCUGCUUCUCUUGUGAAGAUUGCAAAUGACAUACGACUUUUGGGAAGUGGUCCACGCUGCGGACUUGGUGAGCUUAUCCUACCUGAAAAUGAACCAGGAAGCAGCAUUAUGCCUGGGAAAGUUAAUCCUACCCAGUGUGAGGCUCUUACCAUGGUCUGUGCUCAGGUGAUGGGUAAUCAUGUUGCCAUUACAGUGGGUGGAUCAAAUGGUCAUUUUGAACUCAAUGUUUACAAGCCCUUGAUUGCUAGUGCUCUUCUUCGAUCUCUGAGGUUACUGGGGGAUGCAUGCUCAUCCUUUGAGAAGAACUGUGUCAGGGGAAUCAAAGCAAACAGUGAAAGGAUUUCCAAGUUGUUGCACGAGUCCCUGAUGCUUGUUACAUCUUUGAACCCUAAAAUUGGCUAUGAUAAGGCUGCUGCUGUUGCCAAGAAAGCUCACAAAGAAGGCAGUACACUGAAGGAAUCUGCAUUUAACCUGGGAGUCCUAACAGAACAAGAAUUUGAUGAACUUGUGGUACCAGAGAAAAUGAUUGGCCCUUCUGAUUAACAAUAUAUGGACAUUUUUGCACUCUUUCCUUGCUUCUGCACUCGGUUGCAGCCAGAUGUUGCAGCUUAAUAAAGAAGAAAUAACGUAUUCCCCAUCAAUGUGUAUAGCAAUUUGAGUUCUUCAUUUGACAUUCUUUCGGCUCAUAUAAGCUAUACACAAUAGCUUCACCAAUGCUUAUGAGGGAACUCAUUUACAUUUGUAUCGAUAAUCAAAGCUGUAAGAACUGAUUUGGAUGAUUGUAAUCAGCUGAGGAAUGAUAAGUUAUCCGCGGAGGUGAAAUUUGUUUUUUCGGGCUUUUUACCGAAGCAAAAUGUAACUUAAAUUUAACUUGCUUACUGGGUAUCAGUUGGU